CCUUUGUCAUGAAGUACCACAAAACAAAUAUUCUGACAUAAUAAUUCAUCCACCAAUCACCAUCAUCAUCCCCAACCAAUAAUCUUGAUUCUUGAAGGCUCUUUUACUUCUAUCAUCCUUCAUGUCACCAAUAAUCAUAUAUCUACUUCUAAUAUUUCAUCUGCUUACUCCUCCACACCCAAUAACUGCCGAUCAAUCCUUCAUUUCAGUGCUCAUAACCCAAAAUGGUCUUGAUUUUGUCAAGAACUUGUUUGUAACAAAAGCAAUAUCUACAAUUACUCCCACCCCAUUUAACCAAAUAGACAGGGUUGUUAGAAUUCCUGUGAUUGGUAAAGUUCAUGUUGUUGUUUCUGAUAUUACUCUUUAUCGGCUUAAUGUCGGGUUGUCACAAGUUAUACCAAAUGUCCUUGGUGUCUACAUUGCUGGCUCAGAUGUUUCCUGUGAUUUGAGCAUGAAAUGGCAUUAUUAUUAUGGUUCUCCGUUUUUUCCCAUUCCGAUUUCGGAUAGUGGAACUGCUGCUAUUAAGGUUAAUGGCAUGGAGAUGGGGAUAACAUUGGGCUUGGAUAUUAGAGAUGGAUCUAUGAAACUUUCCAACAUUGAAAGUAAUUGUCAUAUAGAUGAUAUUUCUAUAGAUCUAGAUGGAGGUGCAUCUUGGCUCUAUCAAGGGUUCUUGGAUGCUUUCAAAGACGAAAUAGUGUCAACGGUAGAAAAAUCGAUCACCAAAACACUAAACAACGAAAUUUCAAAGCUUGAAAAUGCUCUACAAAGUCUUCCGAAACAAAUUUCAGUCGAUAACGUGGCAGCAUUAAAUGUUACAUUUGUUAACAACCCCUUUCUAAGUGACCGAUCAUUAGGCUUUGAGAUAAACGGGUUAUUCAUAGAAAAUAAGACCGACACACAUUCAUACAUAAACAGUGUGAACGUCCGAGAUGGGUUGCAACCACCCGUCCAUUGUUCAGAUCCUUCGAAAAUGAUCGGAAUUGCACUAGAUGAAGCUGUUUUCAAAUCUGCAUUUGCCUUAUACUACAAUGCUAUGUUUAUGCAUUGGAUUGUUGAUAAACUUCCGGAACAAUCGCUUUUGAACACAGCAGGGUGGCGAUUUAUAAUUCCGCAACUCUACAAAAAAUACCCGAAUGAUGAUAUGAACUUAAAUCUAUCUCUAUCCGAUCCACCAGAUGUGCAGAUAUCACAGCAGAAAAUUGAUGCUAUCGUUUACGCAGAUUUUAUUUUAAACGUUGUUGAAGGGGUUGACACAAUACCCGUUGCUUGUAUAUCACUGGAAAUUUCUGGCAUGGGUUCGGUUCAAAUUACCGGAAAUAACCUUGUGGGAAAUUUUAAAAUGGAUGAUCUUAACAUGUCGUUGAAAUGGAGCAAGAUCGGAACCUUGCACAUGUUUCUAAUUCAGCCGGUGAUGUGGACGCUGAUUGAAACGGUUUUCUUGCCAUAUAUUAAUGCGCGCAUUGGUAUUGGGCUCCCUUUGCCUCUAAUUGACGGGUUUAUGCUUCGAAAUGCUGAGAUAAUAACCUCGUAUUCUAGGAUCACUGUCUGCAGCGAUGUUACGUACCAGGAAUCGUUUGAUGGUGCCAAAAUCUACACUUCGUAAACCAUGUGUACGAUGUUGUAUAUAGUAUGUACAAUUUUUUACACAUUAUCAGUACAGGAUUUGUAAAUUUUAUUAUUUGAUGAAUUAAUAAAGGAUAUGACCAAGAAGUUACAAUGUUGA
This is a messenger RNA of Helianthus annuus (common sunflower), 1723 nucleotides long. RefSeq names its product putative BPI/LBP family protein At1g04970. Bases 122 to 1603 code for a protein of 493 amino acids. Gene Ontology annotation, molecular function: lipid binding. The transcript is spliced from 6 exons. The record is from RefSeq and is a predicted model, not a curated record. NCBI's taxonomy places the organism in Eukaryota, Viridiplantae, Streptophyta, Magnoliopsida, Asterales, Asteraceae.